This is a messenger RNA of Mycena indigotica, 2943 nucleotides long. RefSeq lists its product as uncharacterized. Lineage: Eukaryota; Fungi; Basidiomycota; Agaricomycetes; Agaricales; Mycenaceae. Gene Ontology annotation, cellular component: TRAPPII protein complex; trans-Golgi network. Bases 40 to 2943 code for a protein of 967 amino acids. The record is from RefSeq and is a predicted model, not a curated record. The transcript is spliced from 4 exons. Gene Ontology annotation, biological process: intra-Golgi vesicle-mediated transport.
CCAUCAAAUGGAUUGACUUCCAAGUUCUUGCGACGAUUUAUGUCGGUCUUGGAACAGAUUUUCGGGUCCUCUGAACUCGAUGUCGUGGUCCCAGAUACCUCGCUUGAAUACCCCCCUCCGCAAGACACCGCAGACGAAUGGCUUGCGCGCACGCGAGAUGGAUCGGUGGAACGAACACAGGCUUUCUUCGACGAAGAAUUACAGGCUCUCCUCUUAAUCCGUAUCGACCAUGCCGCUGUCUCUGCCUCCCGCGACCCACGCAGUCCGCCAAAAGAGCUCCUCACAUUUCUGUCCCAUCUCCAGAUCUCCCUCGAGGCGACGUAUAUAGCUAGCAUACCAGUCAGUGGUAAUGGCUAUCCCGAGACACCGGGCACCGCUAGGCUUGGAAACCCACCACGGACCGCAUCGUUGGCGUUGCCGACCAGCAAACUAGGCAAAAAGUCGAGCCAUCCGUCUAUUUUCCCGCCCAAUACACCCAACCCGACACCAGCGUCAGCAGAUACUGAUAAGCGCUACCUCAAGUCAGAAGGUACGCUAUUGCAGGCGAGCAUCUGGGGGCAGAGCACAGCGGAGGAUUCGAAAGAAGCGUUCUCGCUGGUCUGGUCAGCAGCGGAUGAGAUGUGGGUCGCGGUUUAUAGACUGGGGCUGACCGUAUCGUUCCUUCGACUUGCUGUGAGCGAGCCGUUGUUGUGCUUGACAGUCUCUGUAACGUUGCGAGAUCGUCCGCAAACGUUGACGCGGUCUAAUCAUCCUCUUGCGCUCUUUCUUGCUUCUGUGGAGUUCCAACCUUUGCCUUCUGGAACUGCACCGUCAAGCCCUACAACCCCGACUACAAAUGGCGCGUCCGAAAAUCACGACGAAAACGGGCUGUCUGGGUUACCAGAAGUUAAUCUCUUAGAAGGCCUCGGUGCAGGCCCUUCUUUUCCCAGCUCUUCUCUGGGCCUACCGACAGCAAGACUGGGUUCAGUCUCGCGUCUAAAGCUAUUCACAUUACAACCUCUUGCUCCCCGAACACCACUCCCCACUCCCUCACCCACUCCUAUGUCCGCUUCGGGUCGCUCGCAAACUGGAACUCCCGCUCCCGCAACACUACGUAAAAGCUUCAGAAAAACACUGCCUACUGUCUCUGGAUUCAGAGUCCGGAUGCGGACUGUGUUUGUCCCAGCUGUCUUGUUCCCGUCUGACGAGGCUCAAAACUCCGAAGAGGAAACAGACGAAGAUCGAUUAGAAGCCGGGACCGAUGAGCGGACGGUUGUGCUCUGUGUCGAAUUCGAGAAUUCUGGGGAUUCGGGACGGGGGGCCGGAUUCGAGGUCGAGCGAGUAGAAGUCAAAGUGGGAGGAAGUGAGGAAUCAGAAGCUCGCGCAGUGCUCAUCAGUUGGAGUCAAGAAGGCGGAACGAAGGACGGCAAAGUAUUUCCGAUGCGUGUUGCAGCAAGUGAGCAGUAUAACUUGCUCUAUGCGGUAUCGUUUCUCCGUUCUCCUGAUGAGGCUCUCGCAAUGGGCUUUGUCAAGGAUAGUGGAGCGAAGGAAAUGCUACAACGGGCUGUAACAAUUGGCAUUCACGGCAAACCGUACUUCAUCCCAUAUUCAUCCCCCUACUCUUCAACCCCCACCCCAUCAGCUGAAUACCCGACAAGAACAUUCUGCUCUAAAUGGAACUGUGUACUUGAUCUGUCUUCCCAACCACAUCCUGAACCUGAAGACGACUUCGAAGACGGUGACAUACAGUUACAGAUCCCCAAUGUCCUUCCUGAACCAGCGUCACCAUUUCCGACCAACCCGCAACCCCGGCCAGAUAGUUUUGUUAGUAUACGAAGUGAUACUCCCCCUAGUGCUCUUGGUAGUGCGGUCGCGCUUUCACCGGUUCUCACAACACCCCAAACUGCUGGGCCAGUCAAACGACACACCCUUCCUGGGGGCCAAGCCAUUGUCGCCGCUCGUGCUUUGGCUAAGACCGCUGGGACAGGCAAAGGCUAUCGUGCUUCAACAUCAAUGCUAAAUCCUCUCAAUAGUGCCAGAGCUGAUAUGCACCCACCACGAUCCUCUUCUUUUGCCAACAAUGUAACCACACCAAAUGUUGUCCUGCAAAACCCAGUGCCCAGAUCGCCAGCUCCCGGCGCCACGCGGCUUUCUGUCGACCCAGAUUACCAACCACCAGUACCAAUGACCCCAGCCUACCCUUCUUACCCGACCCGAUCUGCACUUCCACCUACACCACCCGCUGUCAACGCACAAACCAAUUCUCAGGGUAUGUUCCCCGGAGGAGUCGGGAGGAGCGUCGAAAUUAGACGAGAGCGGGGAAUGGCCGUAGGAACAGGGGCAGUUGUCGGUGCACCACCAACACCGGGGCCUGUGAUCGCCGUCGCUGGCGGGAGUGGAUUCUUUGGUAUUGGGCCCAGUGUCUCGCAUCCAGAAGGGAUCAGAGAAGAGGAGGAGAUGGAGAACGAGGAACACGAUCACGUGCCGGGUCGGGUGCCUAAUGCGCCACGAAGCGGCGAGGCGAUUGUCGUGUCUGUUGGGCUCCUCGCGUCAGGGGCACAUAAGCUGAAUGCAGAUCUGGGGAAAACUGCAGUCAACGGCGAGGAGAGUGAUGAGGUCCAUCGAAUAUUCCCGUUGGACCAUUUCACGCUGGACGUGUUUGUGUUCAACCAGAGCGAGUGGACGAGGAGGUUUGAGGUCACAUGUCCGACGGACCGCAGGAGGGGAAGGGCGAGAAAUCCAGGUGAGAAGGCGCCAUCUCCGGGUAUCGUGCCCCUGGACAAUCGCGUACGGAUAGGGCCGUUACUCCCCGCUGCUUGCCAGUCUGUGCGCAUGGAAUUCCUUGCGGUCACUCCUGGCGUCCAUUCCAUCGACACAUUGACAAUCACGGAUGUUGUGACGGGGUACUCGCUGAACCUGAGGUCGGUAAUGGACAUUGUUGUGCACGAGCCUGGGGAUGUUUAA